GGCCAACAGCCGCAGGCCUAGACAGGGUCUCCGGGCGGAAGGUAUGGGCUCCCCGGAGGGUGAGGGAAAAGUCCCUUCACUAAUCAAGGAGGGGCUCAGUGGAAGGGGCCUGGCCCCUCGGAGGGUCCGAAGGAAAUACAGGAAGUGUGGGAUCUGCCCCCAGGAUGAAGAGGAGGCGGGCUUUUCCUUGAGGCUUGGUCAGAGCCUUGAUCGGGACUGCCAGUCGAAGCAAAACCCUCCCCAGAGUGCGUCUCUUGAGUCCCGGACAGGUCCCCAGACGUUUCUUUCUCCUAAGGACAUUGGAGAGCCAGGUGGGAGUUGGGCGGAAGGUGUCCCAGAGGCUGAGCUUGAAAACCUCCUCUUUUCUAAGAAUGUGGCCCAGUCAGACAGCCUCGAUCACUUUUUUGGAUUCCCGGGGCUCUUUGGGGGUGAGCCCCUUAGUCUGGUCACACAGGAUUCUCCCCUGAGCACAGCACUGUCCCCAGAGGUGCUGACAGGGGACUCUGUUGAGCAGCAGGAAAUGCAGCCCUUGUUUGUGGUCGGCAGCCCUGGCACUCCAUCUGACCCGGAGAGGUCAGAGGUUAAGGCUCAUCCAGAGUCCAGGAUGGGGCCCGGGGAAGGACUCACGGUUCCAGCCGACUCCCGUGCCAGCUCCUCAGAGCCUUUGGGUGGUCUCAGUGAUGCCUCCCUGGGACAGAGAAGUCCCAGGUAUGUGAAGAAGCGGCGAUGGGAAAGUCGAGUGUCCUGUGCCCCAAAGCAGCGCACAGGCGCCGCCAGCCAGGAUCACGCAGAGGAAGGCAGUCCAGGAGGUUGUCCCAGCCUGGAGGAGGUGAGAGUGCCCUGCGGGGUGAAGCUCGUGUACUACGUCUGGUCCGGGCCAGUGAUCCAGCUCCUAGGAGCCAUCAGCAGCAGCCAGCCAGGGGGACAGAUGGAAGCUCUGGAGGACUGGGCGGAGGUUAGCCCAGCCGGGAGGAAGAGAAAAAGGCUCACGAUGCCUCACCCUGCCAGUUUUCAGUGUGACCCUCCAGCAGCUGAGACUGUAGAGCCUCUUCAGCAGAGGGCACAGGACCCAGGUGAACAGGAAGCGCUGCCUCUGGGUGUUGAAGUGCGAUCCAUGGUGGUCCGGGCCAUGCAGGAGGUGCUGUGGACUCGCGUCCAGGAGCUUCCCGGCCUGCUGCUGAGAGAAGAAGACGUAGCGGGGAUUGCAGAGGGCAUUGAGGCGGCCCUCUUCCACCUCACCCAAGACACCAACGUCCGCUACAAGACCAAGUACCGCAGCCUCCUCUUCAACCUGAGAGAUCCCCGGAACUCCGACCUGUUUCUCAAAGUGGCUCACUGUGACAUCACCCCCCACGACCUGGUGCAGAUGAGCUCAAUCCAGCUGGCCCCCAAGGAGCUGUCCCGCUGGCGGGACCAGGAGGAGAAAAGGGGCCUGGAUAUCAUUGAGCAACACCAGAAGGAGCUGUACCGACUCCCUGCCUCCAAGCUGACUCACAAGGGUGAAAUUGAGAUCCCUCGGGACUCAGACCAGAUGCUGACCCUGGAGGACCUAAUGGAACCCAUGAUGCCCAGAGAGUGCAGCCCACGGUCUCUGAGGACCCCCCUGGAGGACACCACAGAUCAGCAUCAGCACCACUUCUGGGACACCAACUGCGCCAUCUGCAAGGCGGGGAAGGAUGUCAGCGGUAACCAGCCGGAGCCGGAUGCAGGCAGCAGCCACAGCAUGGGUCGGGAAUCCUCAAUUGAACUGCCAGGCUUCCCCGGAGCCAUGAGGGACACGGAGGAAAAUGUCAUCCAGAAAGCCCCCAGUCCAGCUCCUGUGUCCUCUCCAGAGAUGCUCAAAGCUGGGGAGACACCUCCCAAAGAACCGCAGGAGAGGCUCCAGGUGCCCCCUGGGCCCAGAGAUGCCCUGCCAAACCCUCCACCCUGGGAGGGCUCGCUAGACAUGUUUUCCAUCAAGCAUUUCCGGGCCAAGGCGCAGCUGAUCUCAGGGCACAGCUGCCAGCUCGUGCAGGCUCUGCCACAGGUCAUUCGUUCAGCCGGCUGCCUCCCUGCCAACAAAGUCUGGGGUCUUCUAGACCUCGUGUGCCCAGCCAGGGCAAAGGACAUCUGCGCUGUUAGACUCUGUCCCCACGGGUCUCGGGACAUCCACAGCUGCCGGCUGCUCUACUCCUACCUCAACAACAAGCAGUGCCACUGCCUGGCGUCUGUGGAACCCAUGAGGAUGGUCGUGCUGCCCCUGCCUGCCUUUCAGCCUCUGCCUGCCAGACUGCGCCCUCUGGGGGGCCCAGGACUUGAAGCUACUCACACAAGCCUGUUGCUGGCUGUGCUGUUCCCUAAGGAUGGGAUUCCGGACGAAGCUAUGUCCAUCCGCGUGUGGAAGAAGGUUCCAAAGACUGUCUCUUUCAGCAAGAAAGUGGAAAUGAGACACUACCAGCCAGAGGAGAGGGGGUCAGAGGCCACCCUGAAAGGGUCAUCUCCCCAUGAGGAGGCUCCAAAGCAGAGCUUGGCCAAGGGCAACCCGCCUCCCAGGAGUGUUUGUGCUCCCCAGGGCCUCCCCCGAGGCAGGGGGAGACGAGAACCUGGGUGGGGACAGUGGUUCCCAGAAGCAGGCUGGUGCCACCCCCAGCACCCCAAUUCAGCAGGACCAAUUUUCACUGGCAGUGGCCGUGGACAGCACCUCCACAGGGCCUCCUGUUUGCACCAAGACCUACUCCAGCACCUCAGGGUCUUAGUGUCCAUGACUCAACAGUUCCAGGCCUCACUGUGGCCCUCUGGCCAGGAGCCACUCCUCCCAUCCUCUGCAGGAUCUGCAGUUACAGAUCCCCCUGGGCCAGUCCCAGACCCUUCUUUGGGGUCUGUGGAUGGAGGUGGCUCUGAUUGUCCCCUGCCAGAGAGGCCUAACCCUUCAGACGCCCUGGAACAGGAGUGUUGAUUCCCUUAACCAGUGUUGAACCAGAGGAAAGGCAAGUCCACUCUCCCGCAC
Meriones unguiculatus (Mongolian gerbil) is the source of this 2986-nucleotide messenger RNA. RefSeq names its product SPOC domain containing 1 (gene Spocd1). Gene Ontology annotation, biological process: DNA-templated transcription. Gene Ontology annotation, cellular component: nucleus. The transcript has 14 exons. The record is from RefSeq and is a predicted model, not a curated record. NCBI's taxonomy places the organism in Eukaryota, Metazoa, Chordata, Mammalia, Rodentia, Muridae. The coding region runs from base 44 to 2935 and encodes 963 amino acids.